AUGAAUGAUCCCCUUCAGAUCCCACAUGAAUAUUAUCAGAAAGGCGACUUCAUCAUUGGUGGGAUUGCUUCGCUCUUUGAAACCUAUUAUCGCAUUGUAGACUUCAAGCAACAUCCAAAUCCAUGGGUUGUUCUGCGACCUGUGCCGAUACCAGCAGACAAUCUAUGUGCCCUCUCUUUGGUGUAUACUAUAAAGGAGAUCAAUAAAAAUGUCAAGAUCUUACCAAACAUCACUCUGGGGUUCAACAUCUAUCAUAGUUACUUUGAUGCAAGGAUAGUUUAUAAGAGCAUCCUGAGGCUUACUGAUAUCCAGGAGAGUCCUGUCCCCAACUACAACUGUAACAACAAGAUGAAUCUUGUAGCUGUUAUUGGGGGACCAGACUCAGAAACCUCUCUCUCGAUGGCCAAUCUCUUACCCAUUUAUAAGAUUCCACAGGAAAUGAAGAUGAUGGAGUACAGGCUUGUUGAUGAUGUGAUGGACGUGAAACAGACGUAUGAUAUUCAGAUAGUUCACUCCGAUGAGGCUCCAGGGUUCCAAAAUUUCCUUCACUUCUUAAGUGCUUAUUGGCCAUCAGGAGAUGACCUUUUCAGGGUCGUUUGGAAUGAGGCAUCCCACUGUUUACUGCCAGAUUUUAAGGAGGACAAGAUCAGCUGUACUGAAGGAGAUAAACUUCAGAUUCCUCCUGGAAUAGAUUUUGCAACGACCUUAGCUGGCCAAAGGUACAGCAUCUACAAUGCUGUCUAUGCCAUAGCACAUUCUUUGCAUGUCAUGCUCACAACCAAAUUCAAACCCAGAGCAGUGAUGGAUGGAGACAAAUUGAAACCUCUGCAUUUUCAACCUUGGAAGGUGCCACCUUCUUCCUUGUGCAAUGAGAAAUGCCUUCCAGGUUCCCACAGGAAAAAGGGGGAAGGGAAGCCAUUUUGUUGCUAUGACUGUGCUCCAUGUCCAGAUGGAAAGAUUUCAGAGCAGAAAGACGUGGAUAGCUGUUUCCGAUGCCCAGAAGAUCAGUAUGCCAACAAAGAACGAGAUCGAUGUCUUCCCAAAGUUUUAAGCUUCCUUUCUUUUAAUGAAGAUCUGGGCAUCACCUUAGCUCUCCUGGCGUGCUCCCUUGCUUUGAUCACAGUCGUGGUUCUUGGAAUCUUCAUUAAGCAUCAGAAUACCCCCGUUGUCAAAGCCAACAAUCAGGAUCUCACUUACCUUCUCCUCAUUUCCCUCAUCCUCUGCUUCCUUUCCUCAUUGUUAUACAUCGGUCACCCUGGAAUCGUGACCUGUCCUCUCCGGCAAAUGGCUUUUGGCAUCACCUUCUCAGUGGCUGUUUCUUCUGUCUUGGCCAAAACCACCAAUGUGGUUCUGGCGUUCAUGGCUACCAAGCCUGGAUCCAGAAUGAGAAUCUGGAUAGGCAAAAGACUCACAAACAUAGUUGUUCUUUCUGGCUCCCUUAUUCAAGUAGUUCUUUGUACCAUUUGGCUAUGUACUGCUCCUCCAUUCCCAGAUGUUGACAUGAAGUCUCUGGUUGAAGAAACAGUGGUAGAAUGUAAUAAAGGGUCAGUUGCCAUGUUUUAUUCUGUUCUGGGAUAUAUGGCAUUAACAGCAAUGGUCAGCUUCAUUGUGGCUUUCUUUGCUAGGAAGUUGCCAGACACUUUUAAUGAAGCCAAGUUCAUCACUUUUAGCAUGUUGCUCUUUUGCAGUGUUUGGAUAUCAUUUGUUCCAACUUACCAAAGCACCAAGGGAAAAUAUAUGGUGGCUGUGGAGAUCUUUUCGAUCUUGGCCUCCGGUGCUGGCUUACUUGGAUGCAUUUUUGCACCCAAAUGUUAUAUCAUUGUCUUGAGGCCUCAGCUAAAUAGUCACGGGCAGCUAACAUGGAGAAGCAAGAGUACAAGAUCUGAUUAA
This is a messenger RNA of Euleptes europaea (tarantolino), 1890 nucleotides long. RefSeq names its product vomeronasal type-2 receptor 26-like. Gene Ontology annotation, molecular function: G protein-coupled receptor activity. Gene Ontology annotation, cellular component: membrane. The coding region runs from base 1 to 1890 and encodes 629 amino acids. Gene Ontology annotation, biological process: G protein-coupled receptor signaling pathway. Lineage: Eukaryota; Metazoa; Chordata; Lepidosauria; Squamata; Sphaerodactylidae. The record is from RefSeq and is a predicted model, not a curated record. The transcript is spliced from 6 exons.